Messenger RNA from Fusarium fujikuroi IMI 58289, 720 nucleotides. RefSeq names its product related to heat shock protein 30. The transcript has a single exon. The coding region runs from base 1 to 720 and encodes 239 amino acids. The record is from RefSeq and is a predicted model, not a curated record. Lineage: Eukaryota; Fungi; Ascomycota; Sordariomycetes; Hypocreales; Nectriaceae. Gene Ontology annotation, biological process: protein folding; response to salt stress; protein complex oligomerization.
AUGGCAUUCUUCCUUCCCCAGACCUUCUACCAUAUCCAGGCUCCCCAGAACCCACUCUUCCAUCUCCUCCGAGAGCUUGACCAGUCCGUUCAGCAGCCCCAGCGAAAGCGCCAAUGCCAGCCUCAGCAGAAGAGCCGCGCUCAGGCUUCCUGCCCUGCCUAUCGGGUCAACUCCCGCCCAUGGGAGCCCCGCUUUGAAGCCCAUGAGACUGAGGACUCGUUCGUGCUCUACGGCGAGCUCCCCGGUAUGAACAAGGAGCACGUCACUGUCGAGUUCCCUGAGCCUCGCAAGCUUGUCGUCAGCGGCAAGGUUGAGCGAUUCACAGAGGAGCCCAAGCCAGUUGAAACAACCACCGAGCAGACUGCUCCCACCCCAGUCACCGAUUCAGACAACGAAGACACCCGAAGCAGAAGCUCUUACCAGGCCACUGUCGAGGAUGAUGUCGAUGACGACGAGUUUGAGGUCUUGAGUCACACAUCGGAGAAGUCAAAGACCGUCAGCCAGCCGGAGCCUGAGACUCUCAGCGAGAAGGUACAGGAGAAACAACCUGAGCAACCUGAAGAGCCAAGACGCUCUGGCUAUAGCAAGGAGUUCUCCCGCUACUUCACUUUCCCCACCUACAUCAACCACGACGCGGUCACUGCCGACCUCAAGGAUGGUCUCUUGACCAUAGUCAUUCCUAAGGCUACUCCCAAGUCGCAGCGCAUCAUCAUCAAUUAA